Molecule: messenger RNA, 681 nt
Organism: Caenorhabditis briggsae
Lineage: Eukaryota; Metazoa; Nematoda; Chromadorea; Rhabditida; Rhabditidae
Exons: 2
Coding region: 1-681 (226 amino acids)
Source: RefSeq, a predicted model, not a curated record
AUGACUGCCGUUGCGGCUAUAUUAGACUUAAAGUCUUUUAACCUAAUCAAAACCUGGCCGGAGCUAGCCAACAAAACCGACGACGAAUUCGAUGAGUAUCUCGCUGAAAGAGGCUUGCUCUGGAGAGAAAAUCCAUGUCCGUCUUGUCACGAGUCGAGAAAAAUCUCUAAGCAAAAGAAUGCCUCUGUGUUACAAACGAGCAUGUCGAAAUUCACGUUUCAACUGCAAAACUGGAUAUUUAAGGGAACUUUCUUUGAGGGAUUACGUGGAAGCCGUAAAAAGAUUUUUCUGUGUAGCUUCCUCUAUUUGAAUGGAAAGAUGGUGAUGAAAGAGUUGGCAGAAACUUUGGAAACUGAGGAAAAGACAGUAAUUCAGUGGUGCCAAUGGUUCAGGGAUAUCAUGGCGGAGAGUUUAUAUCAGCCCGCAAUUAUGAUCGGAGGUGUUGGAGAGACGGUUCAGAUCGAUGAAACAAACAUUGUCAAGAGAAAGUAUAAUGUGGGAAGGAUCGUUCGUAAUGGAUGGUUGAUAGGCGGUAUCCAGAAUAACACUCGUGCCGUUUUUAUCGAAAUCGUCGAUAANAGAGAUCAAGCAACGUGUGAAAGAAUCAUUCAACCAUAUGUUGCUCCAGGCACAACAGUCAUCACUGACUGUUGGCGAGGAUCAACGGACUCGCGGCGCUAG